AUGGGACCACAGAAGGAUUUUACCGAAAAGAGGGCUUCGGUGCAACAUGACGAGAUCGUCGCAGAUGAGGGAUUCAAGAAGUCUGACCUAACUUUUGAUGCCGCGACCAAGGGUCAAGGAGUCACUGGGUAUGAAAAGCUGGGCAUUUUGGAGACAAUCAAAACGUUCAAGAUCUGCACACUCGUGUGUUUUGCAAUGGCCUUCAGUGCGGCAACCGAUGGGUACCAGAUUGGAAUCAACGCCAGUAUCAUUGCCAAUGCCGGAUUUGUCGCCCGCUUUGCCACCACCGUCGAUAAAAAGGGAAAGCAUAUCCUCGCAUCGCCUAUACUAAGUGGCUGGAGCUCGAUCAUGUCCUGCGGCCAGAUCAUUGUGGGGAGUGUGCUUGCCGAGAGUCUUGCGAGGUCAUGGCAAGUCUGGCUAGUAGGGAAGCUCUUGGCUGGGAUUGGAGUGGGAUGUCUACAAUCGACUGUACCAACAUACAUCUCAGAAGUUGCACCUGUUCGUAUUCGUGGAGGCUUGUUGAUGUGCUACAGUUUCUGGUGGUCCUUGGGUUCGUUCUUUGCCCAAAUCGCUCUCCAACAUCUAUCGAAAUCAGAUCCAACCGACUACCUGACACCGAUCUAUACCCAGUGGGCUCAGGUUGGGAUCAUGUUUUUGAUCUAUAUCUUUGUCCCAGAAUCUCCUGCUUGGUGCGUGAAUGCCGGUAAGGUCGACCAAGCCAAGAAGGAACUCCUCAAGCUCAAUCGUGGAGUACCCAACUAUGACUUGGAGCGGCAGUAUCAAGUGUUGGCUAUGGCCAUCGAGCAUGAGAACGCAGUUGCUGCCGAGCAGCGCCGAGAGAAGUGGUACGGGAUUUUCCAGGGCACAAAUGGUCUCCGCACUGUGAUUUCCUGCUGGACCAACCUCACCCAGCAGUUGAUCGGACUUAGUCUCUUCGGGACAUUUGGUACCUAUUUCUUCCAACAGGCUGGACUAGCCGACCCUUUCAAGAUCAAGGUUAUUACAACCUCGAUCCAAAUUGCAACGGUGAUCGUCAUAAUCACGGUUGCCGACCGCUUGGGAAGGAGAGUACUCGCCUGCUCGGGGACUACACUCUGCUGGGUGUCAUGUGUGGGUAUUGGUAUCGUUGGGGUCUGUCCUCGGGUGAAGGCAUCGACAUACAUCUUUAUAAUGUUUGCCUGCUUAUGGAAUUGCGGAUUGGCUACCAAUGGUGCGACUGGUUGGGGAUAUAUUGGAGAAAUAUCAUCCCAGCGCCUCAGGCCUUAUACUGCUGGUUUUGGAGCGGCAGUAACUUGUGUCGCUGGUGUUGUGAUGAACGUCCUUGUUCCAUACAUGACAAAUGCCAACAAAUGGAACUGGAACUUGAAGACAGGGUGGUUUUAUGCAGGCGUUGGCCUUCCGUUCGUUGUUGGCAUGUGGUUCCUAAUUCCUGAGACUGUUGGGCGAUCCGCUGCUGAGUUAGAUGAACUGUUUGAGCGGAAAAUCAAGCCCUGGCGAUUCCACAAGACUGAGACAGCCACCCAGCGGCUUGUGCAAGUCAACAAAUCUGAAAAAGAACAAAGCCAGGUGUAG
Molecule: messenger RNA, 1572 nt
Organism: Penicillium arizonense
Lineage: Eukaryota; Fungi; Ascomycota; Eurotiomycetes; Eurotiales; Aspergillaceae
Product: putative MFS alpha-glucoside transporter
Exons: 5
Coding region: 1-1572 (523 amino acids)
Biological process (GO): transmembrane transport; carbohydrate transport
Cellular component (GO): membrane
Molecular function (GO): carbohydrate:proton symporter activity
Source: RefSeq, a predicted model, not a curated record